Messenger RNA from Magnusiomyces paraingens, 972 nucleotides. RefSeq lists its product as uncharacterized. NCBI's taxonomy places the organism in Eukaryota, Fungi, Ascomycota, Dipodascomycetes, Dipodascales, Dipodascaceae. The transcript has a single exon. Bases 1 to 972 code for a protein of 323 amino acids. The record is from RefSeq and is a predicted model, not a curated record.
AUGGUUCAUUUAAAGCUAACUCUUAUCUUACUCAUUGCAGCUGUUUAUGCAGCACCUACAACUAGCUUUGAAGAUGCUACAAGCAAUGAUAGCAAUAAACUUUCUACCGUGAUUUCGACACCAGUUUCCACAAACACACUCAGUCAAUAUUCGGAUGAUUCAACUUAUAAAACGUCUACUAAACCAACUACAACUUUGUCAACAAACUCAUUUAAAAUUUCUACAGUAACUACGAAAGAAGACAACUCAAAUUCUAAUUAUUCCAAUAAUGUUGCUUUGACAAAAAAAACUAAAAGCUCUAGUAUUAGCACAAGUGUUCCCUCCUCGGCUGAAAAUUCCAGUGUUAAUGAUAGUGACAGCAGUAUAAUUUCUUACACUGACAGUGAUGAUGGUAGUGAGAGUGAUGAAGGUAAUGAGACUGACAACAGUAAUGAAGAUGGUGAUGAAGAUUCAGCAGAAAACUUAUUGAAUGUUGACGAUGAGUUAAACGCUCUUGACCAAAUAGGAACUAAAGCAGCAGACGCUUCGGUGUAUACCAAGCUGAGAAACUAUAUGUUAACUGCUAGCAUUACUACAAUUCCUCCAGAACUUGUUUCUUGGGAUUCACUUUAUUCCAGUGCAUUUUCAAAUUCAAAUAUAAAUAAUAAUAGUACUAUUGUUAUUUCAAUUUUUGAAGAAUUCCCGGUAAGCGCAUAUUCAGUUUAUUUUGAACAAAUUUAUCCAACUUCUAUUGUCGGUAGUUAUUACGUUCGAAACCCCUUCUUAGAAAAAUUAAAGGAAUUAAAUGUUACUAUUUCAGAUUCCCUACCUUCCCAAACUGCUUAUAAUACUUCUGUUUUGGUAUCUACAACUCAAACUUCAAAAUCAUCUUCAACAAGUUCCAACUCUUCUAAUUAUGGGAACUCUAUAAAUAAUCUUUCAGCUAGUUCAGCAUUUUUAUUUGCUAUUUUUGGAUUUGUUCUAAUGUAUUAA